GCCGUGACACCCGGAAGAGGAGCCGCGGUAGCCGGUGCUCCUGGUGAAACAGAUUGCUGCCAUGGACCCAAGAUCAGACACAUUGCUUGUGGCCUUUCCUGGCUUUUCCAGCUCCAUCCUGCAGAAGCUCAACCAGCAGCGGAAGCUGGGCCAGCUGUGUGACAUCACGGUGGUGAUCCAGGGCUACCACUACCGUGCCCACCGGGCCGUGCUGGCGGCAGGCUCGCCGUACUUCUGCGACCAGGUCCUGCUGAAGAGCAGCGCGCGAGUCGUGCUGCCGGACAUCAUGCGGCCAAGCGUGUUCGAGAGCCUCCUGCAGUCCUGCUACACGGGGACACUGCAGCUGCCCCCUGGAGAGCUUGUUGCCUUCCUGACUGCCGCCAGCUUCCUGCAGAUGUGGCACGUGGUGGAUAAGUGCACCGAACUGCUGGGUGGACAGAAGUCCCUGCCCUGCAGGGAUCUCACUGCUCCCGAUGACAACAGCCCUGGUGAGUGCCUGGUGGAUGUGUCGCAUGGAGGUUCAGCGGAAAAAUUCCCUGACUAUGGGGACGGAGGUGUGGGAAUGGGGCAAGGCUUCGGAGCAGUCGACUCGCCGAUGUCUGAACCGGAGCUGCCCACCGCUGAGGAGGUUGGUCUCAGCGUGAGCGAAGACAACGGAGAUAUUUGGCCGCUUUGUGCUCAAGACGACAACAGCGGAUGUGUCCUGGUGAAGGACGAGGGGCUGAAGCAGGAUGAAGUCGGCAGCUCAUCCAAAGGAGACCCAGGUGCAUCUCAUGCUGGGUUGCGCCCUUUGUCGAGCUACACUGGGGCCAGGGAGCGGGACCACAGCUUUGAGGAAGAGAGUGGAGGAAAGGUGUUGCUGAAGGUGCCUCCACUGGGCUGUGUGAGCCCACCUGUGGACAAUAUCCCUGUUAAUGUGGACGAAGAAUCCUCAGCAGGAGGCUGGGAAGACAAUUCUGAAUCCGUCCAGGUGAAGGCCUCUAAUCCGGGACCAGCCGGCGCUGUAAAUGUGCUGCACCCCUACCUAUGCGGGAAGAACUUCACCCCUAAGAGCCAGCGAGACCGACAUGGGGGCAUCCACCUGGGCCCGCGUCCCUACAGUCGAUCCGUCUGCGGCAAGGCGCUUGAGACAAAGCACCAGCCUUUGUGCCACAUGAAGAGCCACGCGGGUGCCGCGCCUGUCCACUGCAGCAUCUGCGGGAAGAAGUUUAAAUGCCCCGACAGCCUCACCCAACGCGUUCCGUCCUGCAUCUGCAGCGUCUCGGAGAGGUGCGGGGCUGCGGAGCAGACCACGCAGAUCUGCUGAUCCUGGAUCUGAACCGCCUGUCCCACUGAAGACAGGACCAGCAACCGCUACUGGUUGGGGUGACCGCAGUGCUCUCAGUUAACAUGCACAUUUCAGCGUUUGGUUACAGCUCUCAUUCACCUCUUCCCAUGCUUUUGCCGCAUUUUUAUUCUGCUGCUAAACAACAUGCUGCCAGCCCGAUGGGAAUAUGCUUACGAUUUAUAGCCGCCUCGUUAGUCAGUUCCCUGUAUGUUAAGUAGGUGCUUUUUACAUUCGAAUGGAGGAAGAGAUUGUGGCUGAACUGCUCUUUUUCAGAUCAGGUGCAGGUGGUUCUCAAUUUACGGCAGGGUUCCAUUACAACAACAACCGGGUCCUAAGUCACAAAAUCCCCUUACGCUGUGUUAUAUGAACCAUAAGGGUAUAUAAACAGUUUAUCAUGCCUGAAUGUUGCU
Scleropages formosus (Asian bonytongue) is the source of this 1737-nucleotide messenger RNA. Its product is annotated as zinc finger and BTB domain-containing protein 43-like. Gene Ontology annotation, molecular function: protein binding; RNA polymerase II cis-regulatory region sequence-specific DNA binding; DNA-binding transcription factor activity, RNA polymerase II-specific. Gene Ontology annotation, biological process: regulation of transcription by RNA polymerase II. The transcript is spliced from 2 exons. The record is from RefSeq and is a predicted model, not a curated record. NCBI's taxonomy places the organism in Eukaryota, Metazoa, Chordata, Actinopteri, Osteoglossiformes, Osteoglossidae. Bases 62 to 1306 code for a protein of 414 amino acids.